Messenger RNA from Silurus meridionalis, 1879 nucleotides. It is a transcript of the gene fyrd1, whose product is annotated as transforming growth factor beta regulator 1. The record is from RefSeq and is a predicted model, not a curated record. Gene Ontology annotation, cellular component: nucleus. Bases 176 to 1807 code for a protein of 543 amino acids. The transcript has 15 exons. NCBI's taxonomy places the organism in Eukaryota, Metazoa, Chordata, Actinopteri, Siluriformes, Siluridae. Gene Ontology annotation, biological process: regulation of DNA-templated transcription; regulation of cell cycle.
UACAGGAAAAUCCUUCCCCCGGGAAACCCAAAGAGAACGAUUGGCGAUCAUGUUCCGCUUACUGUUAAUACACGAAUAUAAGUAGCGAGUACAAAACCCAGUAGUAAUGUAAGUGUAUUGUACAUGUUUGGUUUUCUGUCGGUUAUUUCUCAGGAUCACGGUGUCUCUACCAGUGAUGGAUCCUUUGAACAGUCUGUCCAACUUCGAGUCAGAGAUGGAGUCUGAUGGACAAGGCUCGUAUUCUCUCUUUCCUGCCCUGGACAACAUCUCCAGUCUGGCAGGAGCACCUGAGACUCUGGAAACUGAACCAUCAGGAGAAGUUGUGGACAAGCCGAACCUGACAUGGCUUGAUGCUGCCCAGAUUGUUCUGGAAGAGGCAGGACGUCCGAUGCACAUCAAGGAGAUCAAGCAGAGGAUCAUCGAUCGGGGACUGGUGCAGUCCAACGCGAAGUCGAGCCUCGAGGCUGUGAUGUACCGUGAGACACAGAAAGGGAGCAGGCGCUUCAAGAGGAUUGAGAACAGAAAUGGAGUAUUUGCUCUCUUGACUGAUGAGGAGAGGCAGCAGGCUCUGCAUGCCUUUUCUGCUCAAUCAGCAUUCUCAAGCUCGGGUUCCUCUUUGCCCUCGGGUUCCCCUCACGGUCACUCUGAGCACAGGCCAAAAGCCAAAAAGUCUCUCCGUAAGAACCAGAAUGAGAAGUACCGCCUGAAGUACCUGCGUCUUCGCAAGGCUGCCCGGGCCAUGAUCUUUGAGAACACAGCACUAUCUGAUGAGGUCGCCCGCUUGGAGGAGAAGUUUGUUCGGGCAAAAGAAGAGAGGAGGUUUUUGCUGAAGACUCUUUUGCAGUACCAGUCACUGACAGAAGUUGAGGUCCUCUCAGCCCCUGGAAGCAGUGCUCACACUCCUGCCGCUUUCAGCUCCGGUACAGCAGGGGGCUCUGUUCUACCCACAGGUCAGAGCCAGAGCUCUGGACCUCCAGGGUCUGAUGACAGCUUUCUGAAGAAACCCAAGAAAGAACGAAAGGAAAGAGGGAAGGAGAAUGGAAGAGAAGAAGUGACCAAAAAGAUGUCCAAGAAGAGGAAAGUGGCCGAGGGUGGGACACGUAAACUGGUCCAGCCGAUCCCAUUGGACUCCUCUGGCAGGCCUGUCUUUCCCAUUGUAUUAGGAGGGCUUACUGUCUACAGCCUGGGUGAGAUCAUCACGGACCGACCGCACUUCCACGAUGAAAACGCCAUUUACCCUGUAGGCUUCUGCAGCACGCGAGUGUUCGCCAGCAUGAAGAACCCGGAGCAACAGUGCCUUUAUACCUGUCAGAUUAAAGAUGGCAACCAGGGACCACAGUUCGAGAUCGUGCCUGAAGAUGAUCCACAGAACGCCACUGUGGGCUUGUCAGCUCUGAGCUGCCAUACAGAUCUUCUGAAAGCCAUCGCUGCUAAGAGAGGCAAGCCCUUGACCAACAUCAUCCCCACUGGUGAUGACUUCUUUGGUUUCUCCGACCCGACCAUUCAGAACUUGAUUCAGAGCUGUCCUGGAGCUCGCAAGUGUAGCAAUUAUCAGUGGGUGCGCUUUGAGGUGUGCCGAACAGGAGAAGGCCAGUCCUCUUACAUGCUGUCCGAGGAUGACGCGUCUGUGAAUUUCGAAGCUUUUCAGCGCCUGUUGCACAGGGAGGACGCCGGGGGCAAUCAGGGUCUUCCUAUCGACGUGAACAAUCCAGUGCAGUACACACAACCCAGCUUGCCUUCACAUCAACACUUACUGAGUUCAGCGGCUCUACAGACACCUGCAAGUGGCUCUCUAUCCAGCUCCUGACCAUAUCCCCUGCUACAAGACCUUAUUUAACAUGUUCAAACUGGAGAAUUAAACUAAUUUUUCAUUUUUCAA